AUGGCCGGAUUCAACGACGUGCCGCUCAUCCAGAACCUCGCCGUCCCCACCGUAUGCCUGCUGAUUGCCUUCCUGAGCUACUUCUCCCAGUAUAUCUUCCACCGCUCGACCCUCGACCCCGGCCCGCCCUCGCGGACCGAAUCCGUCGUCUUCAACGCCCUGCUGCUGUGCCUGUGGCUCGCCUACUUUAGGUCAGUCACCAUCGAUCCGGGUCGAUAUGUCUUCCCCGGCAAGGUCAUCGAAUCCGACAGCCGCUGGUGCAGAAAGUGCGAGGCCCCGAAGCCCCCGAGGGCCCAUCACUGCCGCCACUGUGGGCAAUGCAUCCCCAAGAUGGAUCACCACUGUCCGUGGACUCGCAACUGCGUGUCCAUGACGACGUUUCCGCACUUCCUGCGAUUCCUCGUAUACUCCAACCUGUCGCUCUGGGCAUUGGGAAGACUUCUCUGGCAGCGCUUCUACGCACUCUGGGAGGCUCGGCAUCUACCCGCCUAUCUCGGACCCAGUCUGCAGGCGCUCAUUGCGUUGGCAUUGACAUCGCUCAUAUGCCUCUUCACGACGCUCGCUCUUGGCGUCAUGCUGGUCACUACCCUGAGGGCCUGGCUGUUUAAUUGCACCAUGAUUGAAGGCUGGGAGCUGGAGCGCCACGAGGCAGUCGUCGAUCGAGACGGGCGAGACUGGUGGGACAUAACCCAGCCUGACGGUGAAAAGGUUCGAUUCGAAAGGAUCGAGUUUCCGUACGACAUUGGCUUAUUUGCCAACAUGUCCCAGGCCAUGGGGACUUCCAACCCCCUGCUCUGGUUCUUCCCCUUUGCUGGUAACCCCCACGUCGGUACUGAUGGGCGGGGUGUUGGCUGGAACUGGGAGGAGAAUGGUUUCAACCGCAAAGAAGGCAUGUGGCCGCCCCUUGACCCAGAGAAGAUUCGGCGAGCCGCUCGACCGUGGCCGGCGUCACACGGGCACGAUCGGGCCAGAUUACCUUACGAGGACCUGAGUCUAGAGGAGCAGAAACGAGCGUUCAAGCAACGCCAGGAAGAGGACGCGAGGAGGAGGAAGUCGCUCCUCGCGGAGCUGGAAGAGGUGGACGACUACGACUUUGUAGAUGAUGUGAACGACUCGAACGACGCACGGGGCCGAGAUUCGGGCGGAGCGCCGGGGUGGAUGAACUCGGACGGCGAGCGGCUGCAAGACUACGGCGUCGACGAGGAAGCCGAAGACGCCGAGGCUGAAGAUCUGCACGACGAGGACAUGCCUCUCGGAGAACUGCUGCGCCGGAGAAGGGUCGUUUCACGGGACGACGCAGCCUAG
This is a messenger RNA of Hirsutella rhossiliensis, 1305 nucleotides long. Its product is annotated as DHHC palmitoyltransferase domain-containing protein. The record is from RefSeq and is a predicted model, not a curated record. Gene Ontology annotation, cellular component: endoplasmic reticulum membrane; Golgi apparatus; endoplasmic reticulum. Gene Ontology annotation, biological process: protein targeting to membrane; peptidyl-L-cysteine S-palmitoylation. The transcript has a single exon. Lineage: Eukaryota; Fungi; Ascomycota; Sordariomycetes; Hypocreales; Ophiocordycipitaceae. The coding region runs from base 1 to 1305 and encodes 434 amino acids. Gene Ontology annotation, molecular function: protein-cysteine S-palmitoyltransferase activity.